Mobula hypostoma (lesser devil ray) is the source of this 7356-nucleotide messenger RNA. RefSeq names its product BAF chromatin remodeling complex subunit BCL7A (gene bcl7a). NCBI's taxonomy places the organism in Eukaryota, Metazoa, Chordata, Chondrichthyes, Myliobatiformes, Myliobatidae. The transcript is spliced from 8 exons. Bases 427 to 1032 code for a protein of 201 amino acids. The record is from RefSeq and is a predicted model, not a curated record.
CGGCGCCUCUUUGCAGUUCAGCAUGUCGGGCAGGUCGGUGCGGGCCGAGACCAGGAGUAGGGCGAAGGAUGACAUCAAACGGGUCAUGGCAGCUAUCGAAAAAGUACGGAAAUGAUGCUGCCUGACCUGCUGAGUUCCUCCAGCAUUUUGUGUUGUUCAAGAUUCCCAGCAUCUGCAGAAUCUCUUGUCUGAUUCCUUUGGUUGAUGUCUAAACCAGGAUUGGCCUAAAAAAUUAGGGGACAGAUUUGAGAAGACCCCCAGAGGGAGAAGAAGUGGGUGACUGUUGGGGACACAUCACUACGGAUCUACAAAUGGGUACCCGUAACAGAACCCAAAGUUGACGAUAAAAACAAAAAUAAAAAGAAGGGGAAAGAUGACAAAUGUGGGUCUGAAGUGACGACUCCAGAAAAUAGCUCCUCACCAGGCAUGAUGGAUAUUCAAGCGCUGGAAAUGGUUACAUCCCGACACGCGGGGCAGAAGCAAGGUCGCAUUGUGUAUUCCACGGACCAGCAAAUACCGGCCGGCUUAGCGAACAGAGCGGCGGACACCCCCGCUGAAAUCCGGAGGAAAACACACAGAGGAUGCAGAGGGGGAUUACAAAGCCGAGGAAAGAGGAGUUCAGUGGGUAAUACCGUUCCGGCUGACCGGAAGUGCACUGAGAGCGAUGAGAACAGUAAUCAGAGUUCCAUAGCAGAUGCCUCUCCAAUGAAGCAAGAGAACAGCAGCAACCCAAGUCCUGCACCAGAGCAGAUCUUAGUAACUCAAGCAGAUGGCUCUGACACCCGGACGGAGGAAAUUCAUCCCCCAGUCAAAGAACAACCCAGCUCUGAUGACACAUCGCCACCAGCAGAGUCAAAUUCCCAAACUCCUCCAGAAUCAUCCCUAACUGAAGUAGAGAAAUCAGAUGAGCAACCAUCAGGAGUGAAAGAGAACAUGGAGACAACCAAAGAUACUCAGGAAUCUGAAGAUGGGGAGCCUCUUUCAAAAAAGAUCAGAACAGAGACCUCUCAGCAGAGUGCUGAGGAGAGUUAGGCUGUUCAGAAAACUGUGGGGUUAUCUUCCACAUAAAAAGGUACAUCAAUGGGCCUCAUUUCAGACCAACCUUCUAGAAACUUUCACAUAUUACUAAACAUGGAGGAACCACUGACCACGAAGGAAUGUUGAGUCGUAAUCCAAGUAAAAAUUUGAGAAGACUGGACAGAUAUGAAGCUGACUAAUUUUUCUUGUGAAAUAACAUUCUAGUGAUUUAUAUAUUUAAAUUACUUUUGCUGUUAAAGUUGGGUGGGGUGGGUGGAAGAAGUGGACUCAGGAGGGUUAACGCACUGGUAGUUUAUAAAACUUGUCAAGAUCACAUGUUUUUGCUGCUGUAUUUUCAUUCUUAUUUAUGUUGUGAAAUAUUUAAUGAUGGUACAGGUCAGAAUUAGUGUACGUAUGAAAUCCAUUAUUCAUGCCAUUUAAUUCCAUUUUGUGCCUCAAGAAGUAACCACUAUCUUGUAGAAAAUGCCCUAUGUUUGCAUAAUGCCUUGAAAGUAGAAAGAUUCUAUUUGUGAUCAUGUUAAUCGAUGUAACACAGUCUAAAUUGUUUGAUCCAUCUCACUUUUAGCUUUGUAAUUUAAAUGUAGUGCAGGUAUCUAUAAAUGAGAACUAUUUCCUUGAAUACAUCCAUAUAUAACAGUUGUAUUUAUUUAUCAAGGGAUGAACAUAAGACUUUCUAGGUGAGCAGUUUAAGGGUAUUUUUAAAGUAAAAAUAUCUACAGUAGUAAGUAUUUGAAUUGAUAGGUAAAUCAAAAAUUUGAACAUUAUGAAAUUUUCAAAUAGUGACUUUUAUGGAAUAUCCACAAUUAUGGGCAAGUGGUUCGAGCCAUGUAUCUGAUGGCAACUUUGUCCAUGAUUUGGAAUACCUAAUAAAAUCUGUACUAAUGUACACAUUCCUUUUAAUAUUUGUUACAUAGUAUAUGCGCAGACCUAUCAAUUGGAUGGCCUUUGUUGAUAUUGCAUACUGUGAAGAGGCCAGUCAAAGUGAAAGAAAAUACUGAACCUUGAAUCUUCUCUUUCAAAAAAUUGACUUAUCCAGUUUGUCAUUUAUCAUGUGCUAGCUAAUGAUAGCUAAAUUCCCACUUUAGAUAUUGUAACUUUAUUUCAGCUUCAGUACAGAAGAUGCAUUUUAAACUAUUAUGACAUGGAAAUUAUAAACUUUGUUAACGGUAGAUGUUCUAAACUUCAGAAAAAAAUGAACUUUGCAAGUGGGCAUUUUCUUAAAUGAUAUCACUCUGUACAGUGAAGUACAUGUGAAAUUCCAUGGAUUAAAUCCUUGUAACCUCAAUGUAAAGCUAACAUUGCAAAAUAUGGACUUGUAUGAACUAUGGAAUCCAUAGAGCAUGAUGUCCAUAAUUAAUUUUUAAACAUUAUUUCUUUAUAAAAUAUUGCCAUCAGGUGCACUUAAUUCUAGUCCUGAAAUAUUGGUAUACAUCCAUACCUCAAUCAUUCCUCUUUAAAUGAUAACAUAUAUUUAAAAAUGAUUACAUUUCCCUGUAAAAAUGUGUAUACGUUUUGGACUGAAUAACUGAUGAAAAUAGUAAAGAUGUUACGGCUUUAUUUUAUUGGAGUCUCUUGAUCACUUUGUUUCAUUUGAAACCCAUUGUUUCAAACACUAAUAACAAUGGACAAUUUUUUAGUGUUGCUCCUCAGAUGUUUUGUUCAUGAUAGACUGAUUGAAGCUGUACUCAAUUAUAAUUUCAGACUACUUAUAAGACGUAGGAAUUUGGAGAAACAAAAAAUUAUUUUUUAUUGAAUAUAAUGCAUUUAAUUGCAUAAUAGUGCUGAUGCUUCGCAAUAGCUUACUUAACUAAGUUAAAAAUGUCGACUAUUUUCAUUUGUACUGUGUCUGAGGCUUCUCAGUUAGGUGUCCAAAAAUCAACCAGCAUUGAUGGAUUCCAGUUGCCCUCAUACUGUUUCUCCAUGACUGCAAUGUUCUGGUGAAAUUUUUCACCAGGCUUGUCACUGACAGUGCCAAGAUUUGCAGGGAAGAAGUCAAAAUGGGAAUGCAGAAAAUGAAUCUUUAGUGACAUGUUGUAUUUCAUGGGUUUGUAUGCUCGAAGCAUAUUGUCAACCAGCUGCACAGAGUUUGGUGCUCUGUAGUUGCCAAGAAACUGUUCAACGUCAUCCUUGAAUGCCUUCCAUGUGAUUUUUUUUUUUCUCCAGUCCCACUAUAAGUUCUUUGAAUUGCCUGUCAUUGAUGACCUGUUUAAUUUGUAGACCAACAAAAAUGCCUUCCUUAAUGUUGGCAUCAAUUCUGACUUGAAUUAUGAAUUGAAAUACCAAAUAUAGGUAUUUUUUUAAAAUGGUGUGUGAUAGGAAAAUUUCAUGGUGAUUUUCAUGAUCAGCAGCCCAAAAUCCAUUAUACACCCAGAAGUAUUCAGGAAGCAAAAUCUUUGUUGUCCAGUGUAAUGGAACUUGCAAUUAAAUUUGGAAUUCAGGCUGUAUUCAAGGAAGUAAAUUUAGAGUAUUUUCCUGCUCUGAUCACAGUUGCACUAUGCAUAUGUUAUAAGUGCUUAUGUUUAUAAAAUAGAAUGCAUACAAUUCUGGAAAUUGUUUUGCUCAAGAUUAUCACACUUUAUUACUGUUACGCCUAAUAGUCUCCAUCUUAGGUGAAGAACUAUGUGAUCACCAUAAGAAUUUAAGCUCCAAUGAUUCACCAUUGCCAUGUAUAAAUAAUCAGAUUUCAAUAAUUCAUACCAUUUUAAUUCUCUGAAAUGUUUUAAAAUUUUAUAAUUUGUCACCAUUUUGCCCAACAUUAAAUUGAUACUAAAUCAGAUUUUUCAUCGUGUUCGGUUAUACUUGAACUGCAGUGGUUUCCCACAUGAUAUUUAGCUUGUUUUACUUGGACUUUAGUUUCAAUAUAUAAUUUGGGACAUGUAAAUCACACAGUAUAGAAUUUGGGUACUAAUGAGUACAUAAUGUGCACACCAGUACCAAAGGCUUUUGGCUCAUUCUUAAAGGAAAUUAUCCUUUAAAUUUAAAGCUCUUGAGAAAUUUAAGUCGUGCUAGAACAGAAAUGCUGCUCUUCACACACAGUUAAAAUCUAUUAUGUUCCUAGAUUCUUAACCUGUUGGGAUAGAUUAAUUUCCUCUGCAAAGCAUAAGUGAUCUUCAGCUCACUAGUGACAUUUAAAAAAAAAGAAGUCCAAAGCUUCUUGAUGAGGACUGAUCUGUCUCAUUUACUUUUUGAGUACAAAUUAUUUUUCUCAGUUAUUUGGCCCUCACCAAAUCAUAAGAAGUAAAUUUGGUCUUCAAUUAAUAAUACAUUUGGAUUUUUUUUUGUAGGAAUUGGUUUCAAAUUUGUUGCUUGGCUAUUUUGGUGUUGCAAGAAAUGUAGAAAGGGAAUCAACAUUGUAUGUGGUGAUAAUAUUUGUUAUGGAGUAGAACAUUCUGUAAUGUACUAUUUUUUGAAAUGAAUCAUUAACUUUCUGCUUUCAUUGUCAAAAUCAAAAAUAAUACUGUCAAAAUGCAUCCAGUGGAUUUUUUGGAGAUCAGCAGUUUUAUAAGCAUCCCAAUUGAUUUGCAAUUCAAUUUUCAUGAACAGUUGGGUACAUUUCACUUUGAAAGGAUUUUUUUUGUGAUGGAAACUUGUCUGUAAUUGAAGUGCCUCCUAAAGCAAAUGAAACUUGUUUGAAUGAAUAAGUCAAACAGUGGCUAAGUAGAAAGGGGUAAGGUUUUAAAAAAAUUUCAUUCAAUUGAACCACAAACAAAUUAACAAGUGGCUGGCAGUUCCUUAAAAUUGAGUACCACGUGCUUCUUAACAGUGAAUACUAUAUGAAAAUUCCUGUACGGGGAUCGCAAGGAUUUUUUUGAGUCAUUAGUUUGUUACCUGGUUCAGCAUGUUUUUCUCCCACUGUUUCAGCUACCUGUUCCAUAAGGGAAGGUCUGUUCAUUAAGAAAAUCCAUGCAGAACUCUCAAAAGUAAUUCUAGAUUGAUAUAAGACUAAUACACGUUUACCUUUAACUAGUUCAUUGAAUUGGGGUUCAGUUCCAUUUUUUUUCUGGGAGCCUUGUUAUAAACUACUGGGGACUGACAAAACUCAAGCUAGGUUCAACAGUGUUAAUAUUUUACUUGCAUUUUGAUUUGGUUACAUAGACCAAAAUAUUCUAACAGUGGAUUUAUUAAAUAUGUGGUGUAUGACACCCCAAAUGGAAAAACCAAGUGAUUUUUGUGUAGAUAUUUGUCAGUUUCAUGUUGCUGCAGUGAAAGCUAGUUGUAUACCUCGUGUCAUGAAGGGGCUUAACAGUAUAAUUUUUAAAACAAUUAGCAACACUAAUGAAUUUUGUAGAUGUGGUAUGAGUUUUUUUUAUAUAAAGUUGGGUGUAAUCUUGCCUUUCCAUAAUUAAAUUUGGCUUUUGCUAAUAGAAUUUCUGUACAAUGUAAUUUUGGUACUGUCUGUUUUUCCAUUUGAAACUUGUAAACUUGUAUGUUCAAGAAAGCUUCUGGCAAAAGGUAUAUGAAAUGAUUUCCAUUCUGUUGUGAAGGCACUGUCAUAGCUAUAGAAAGAAAAUCUUGUAAUUUUAAAAGCUGGAUGGUGCCAGUUUUCCUUUUGUACUAAGUAAAUAAUGGAGCUUCUGUUACACAUUUCCUAUUACAAUUUUGAUCUAUUAAUUCUUUAAACAGAUAUAUUGUUGGACUGCAACAUUGCUAUGACCAGAAUGAGAGCUUAACUUUAUAAACUAGAAAAACAUUGACUUUUGAAUUUGUGUCCUUGCAAUCUUUUUAAGAAAUUGAAGCACCACAUUCCAAAUUCUUUUUUGUAGAAGUGCUGGCGCUUAUUUAUUAAUAAAUUGACAGCAGCUUGUACUGCUGCACUAUUAACUGCAGAAAACUAUGCGGAUCCUGUCCAGAUAUCAACAUAAAUUUAUCUAAUUGUCCAUAUUUUAACCUAUUAUAUUUAGAGAUCACAGCUAUCAUGAAAAACUUAAGUUUCCAAUUGAAAUGCAAUGUGUUGUACAGCAGUGUUUUCUUUUUUAUUUAUUCCCUUAAGUAUGGUUUGUACCAUGUACAAUGACUGUUUUCAUGAAUAAAAAAUUGUAUAAUAUGGAAACUGUUUUAAUUUCAAUGUUUUUUAUUUCUUGUACUUUGAUUAAAAGGCUAUAAAUGUAGAAGGGCUUUUAUAAAACAAUUGUCUCACUCAGCGUAUUAGAUUGCCAGUUACUUAGCUUUAAUGUGUCACUAAACAACUUGGUGAUGACAAAUAAUAAAUCUAGCAAAAUUCAUUGUAAAACACCGUUUUCCUUUCCUAACCUUGCACUAUCUUUGAUUUGUUCCUGUGUGAUUUUUAGACUUGGAUAUUUAAAAGAUAGAAUGUAUUUCAGAUGCCUCUGUCUCUUCCCAUUUUUCCUAACACCAACCCUCCUGAGCCAUUGUGGGGGAAAUACAUACGCAAUAACUUGCCACUUUUAGGUGAAAAAUGAAUAACUGAAAAAUCCAGCUGGUACAGAUUGAUAAGCACCCGUGCUGGGGAAAUGCACAGUAGUUGCAAGUGAAUUCCUUUAUAAACUCUGAACCACUACAUUUUUGAGUUAAACUUUGAGAUCAAUGUAACACUUGUACCCAUGCUGAUUCUCUGGAAAAGCUAUUCAUUUUGCCAAUCAACCACAGGUGAGAUGCCAGAGGAUUGGUGGAUAACUAAUAUUUUGUUGUUUAAGAAAACCUUUUAAUAAAUUGGGGAAAUUAUAGGCCAAUGUGCCGGAGCUCAGUAGUGGGUGAGUUAUUGGAAGGCAUUCUAAAGGACUGGAGAUAUAACAAUUUGGAUAGACAUGGACUGAUUAGGGAUAGUCAAUAUGGCUCUGUGCAUGGUAGUUCGUGUCUAAUCUUAAUUGCUUUUGAAGAGGUUACCUGGAAAGCUGAUUAAGGAAAGGCAGUGGCUGUUGUCUACAUUGACUUUAACAAUAUCCUGUAUGUGAGGUUGGUCAAGAGGGUUCAAUUGCUUGGCAUUCAGGUUGCCAAAUUGGAUUUGAUAUGGGCUUGGAGAAGCUUAGAGUGGUUGUAAAUGGUUACCCCUCUGACUGCAGGCCUAUGAUUAGUGGUGUGCUUCAGGAAUUGGUGCAGGGCCUGUUGUUGUUUGUCAUCUAUCAACAAUCUGGAUGAUAAUGUAGUAAACUGAAUCAGAUGACGUCAAGAUUGGAUGCAUAGUAGAUAGCGAGGAAAACAAAGCUUUCAGUAAGAUCUGGACCAGCUGGGAAAAUAGGCUGAUAAAUGGCAGAGAUGGAAUUUGAUGCAGACAAGUAUGGGGUUUUGCAUUUUGGGAGGACAAACCAGCCUAACAUUUGCCCAGUUGUAGGGUACUGAGCAGUCUGGUAGAAACAGGUU